This is a messenger RNA of Trypanosoma brucei brucei TREU927, 597 nucleotides long. RefSeq lists its product as hypothetical. The transcript has a single exon. Bases 1 to 597 code for a protein of 198 amino acids. The record is from RefSeq and is a predicted model, not a curated record. Lineage: Eukaryota; Euglenozoa; Kinetoplastea; Trypanosomatida; Trypanosomatidae.
AUGCUACGUCGAACGCGUUUUAUUUGUGUGGGCGCGAAGCACUUCUUUAGAACAGAUGGCCAACCGUAUCAACCGUACACAAUAAAGUCGCUCUUCCUUUUUGGCUUUAUUGCCUCUACGGCAUUCCUUUCUGUUUUCACCGUGAAGGAAACGAAAAAGGCUGGGCCACUGGAGCUUCCCGAUGAGCUUGAGGACGAGCGGCGCCGGAGGAAUGACCCUCGACGACCACCCUGGCCGCUGCUGCAUCAACGCAGUGUUCUUUUGCGAGAGGGGAAGGCACCACACGACGACCUUCUACUUCUGUGGGAACAAACACGCCAUUAUUAUCCUGCAGACUGGCUCGUGCCUCUAGAGAUAACACAGGUAUUGAAGUACACAAGCGGGGCAUACCUGCAAAAUUAUGUACCGGAUCCCGACCAGUUGCGUAAGGAGGUACUGAUGCAACUGUUGAAUAUUCAGUAUGGACGGGUGAGGGACCCAAAUGGGGGUAGACUCAACCGAGAUGUGAAGGAAAUUAUCGCAAUGGCAAUUGAGGAUUUGGAGAACAUGGACCUCAGUCCCGGCACAGAACCGGCGCUAGUGCCGACGCACACCUAA